Molecule: messenger RNA, 996 nt
Organism: Drosophila elegans
Lineage: Eukaryota; Metazoa; Arthropoda; Insecta; Diptera; Drosophilidae
Product: elongation of very long chain fatty acids protein F
Exons: 2
Coding region: 44-832 (262 amino acids)
Biological process (GO): sphingolipid biosynthetic process; fatty acid elongation, saturated fatty acid; fatty acid elongation, polyunsaturated fatty acid
Cellular component (GO): endoplasmic reticulum membrane
Molecular function (GO): fatty acid elongase activity
Source: RefSeq, a predicted model, not a curated record
AAGUCCAGAACGCAAAUACCAGUUCACCCGAUCGGACGCGAAAAUGUUGGAAGUGUUUGACAAACCCUAUGCGGAUCCUGUCCAGCUGCCGCUGGUAGGCAGUUUAUGGUCUUCGGUGCUCAUACUGACGGUUUACCUGCUGUUUGUGCUGAAACUGGGCAGGAAUCUGAUGGAAAAGCAUGAGGCCCUCCAGCUGCGAGGUGUCCUCAAGGUCUACAACAUAGGACAAGUCCUUUUCAACACUCUGAUAUUUGUUUGGGGAUUUCAUCAUAUAUUCGUGUCCAGGCCGUACAACCUGAGUUGCAUGACUGUCCUGCCGCAGGAUCACGAACUGAAGUCCACUGAGAGGACUUUGGCCUACCUGUACCAUCUGAACAAGGUGCUCGACCUGAUGGACACCAUCUUCUUUGUGCUGCGCAAGAAACCGCGCCAGAUCACCUUCCUGCACGUGUUCCACCACGUUUUCAUGGUGAUAACGUCGCAUCUGUUGAUUCGGUUCUACGGCUUCGGCGGCCACGUCUUCCUGAUCUGCAUGUUCAACGUCCUGGUGCACAUGGUCAUGUACGGCUACUACUACGCCUCCUCGCAGAGCAGGAAUGUGCAGGAGAGCCUCUGGUGGAAGAAGUACCUCACCUUGGGCCAGCUGGUGCAGUUCUUCCUGAUGUUCCUCCACUGCGCCUACACCUAUCUCCAGCCCAACUGCUCGGCCUCGCGGGGCGUCAUGUACGUCAUAAGUUCGGCCAGCGCCUUCAUGUUUGUGAUGUUCUCCAAGUUUUACAUAAAGACCUACAUUCGACCGAAGGUGGUCAAGUCCAGGGCUAAGGCCAACUGAUUGCACAUGCUACACUGUGGUAAAAAACUGCACUAGCAGCAUAAACAAUUGGAAACCUGCACAUACAAUUUAUUUAACGUUCAAAAAUAUUUUUUAAUUUUUUAUCUCCUACUUGUUAACGUUUCUUCUUUUCUAAUAUAUUUUAUUAAAAAUAAGUGCUACUA